Erpetoichthys calabaricus (reedfish) is the source of this 5100-nucleotide messenger RNA. RefSeq names its product chromosome 8 C2orf69 homolog (gene c8h2orf69). The coding region runs from base 571 to 1593 and encodes 340 amino acids. NCBI's taxonomy places the organism in Eukaryota, Metazoa, Chordata, Cladistia, Polypteriformes, Polypteridae. The transcript has 2 exons. Gene Ontology annotation, cellular component: mitochondrion. The record is from RefSeq and is a predicted model, not a curated record.
AGCCCACAGAUGUGUGCUCGACGUGGAAGGUUGUUCAAUCUGUAUGGUGUGGACGUGAUUAGUAAUAUUUCAGAUAUUUAAUACGAAAAGUCCUGCUUAGAACAUAAAAAGUGCAUGCGUUAAAUUAAAUAACUUUAAAUCAGCCUUAUCAACGCACUAACGGAAAAAAAAUGCAAGAAAAGCAAAAUGAAUGUCCCAAUCUUAUUUCAGAGCCUAUCGAAUGGGUUAUAUGAGGGCAUCGUGACCGUCCUUUCGAUUUUAAUUCAAGGCGAGUGGGAGGCACUUUCUGUAUUUGGGCAUGCAGCCUAUUUUGUGGCUGUCAAUGUCUGUACUUUAACAGGCGAUCACUGGGCCCCUGUCCGAAACUGCGCCAUAUGAUAGACGAUAAUGUAAUUUAGACCUUAAGACUGGUCCAAACCCAUGACUCUUGUUAUUUUUAUUCUAGAAUUACCACGCCCAGGGGUUGUAAAUCACAAGUUCAUCCAGAAGGGGCCGCUGUUUUGUUUGAAAUCCAAGGCCCGCUUGACAAAGUACAGCCUUGAUAUCUCUCUUGGCUGCUGACGCCUUUAGAUGUUCGGUCCCAGAGCCGUUGUGGCUCUUUCCGCCGUUGCCUUCGUUAGAAAUAUGAAUGCAUCAGCCACUACUGCUGCUCCGGGGGUCCCUGGUUUGCUCAGACUGCACGCUGUCCAAGGCUAUGAGGUUCGUCGCUGCAACGAGAUGCUGCUGCUCCGCCCCGGAGGAGACAGCCCGACCUCCGGUCGUCACGUCCUCUACUUCCCCGGCGAUAUACAGAAUUUCCAUGAAGUGAUGGCUUCACAUCAUGAGAACCACCAAUGGCUUCCUUGGAGUCUGGAGAAUGUGGCAGUCAAAUUAUCCAAGCACUUUCCGGGUAGCCAUGUGUGGGUUAUCCGAGCUUCUCGCAUGUACUUGCACAAGUUCAGUUGCUAUGAUAACUUUGUGGAAAGCAGCCUGUUUGGAGCACCAGAGCACUCAUCAGGAUAUGGUGCUUUCCUCCACCUCCAGGCUUUGUUUGUCCAUGCCUUUGAACUGGCUAAAAACCCACUAGAUUCUGUUGGUAUCAAUGGGUCUGCAGGAUGUGCAGUUGCUUCUAAUAGUUGCUAUGAAAGCCAAAAAAGUUCCAGUUGCAACCAGCCUUCUGUCAUGAGUUCAUCUCUCCCUGCUAAUCUAACACUUACAUUAGUUGGCUUCAGUAAAGGCUGUGUGGUUCUAAACCAAUUGAUUUAUGAGCUUGCAGGAGCCAGAGCUAAUUCAAUGACUUCAUCCUUUGUCAAGCACAUCACAGACAUGUACUGGCUAGAUGGUGGCCAUCCUGGCGGUAGUGACACAUGGGUGACAAAAACUGAGGUUUUGAAAGAACUGGCCUCAAGUGGCAUAGCUGUUCAUUGUCAUGUGACUCCCUAUGAGGUACGUGACCCAAUGAGAGCCUGGGUUGGAAAGGAGCACAGUAAAUUUGCACAAACUCUAAAAGAGCUGGGAGCUCCCAUUGUCAACAUGCUGCAUUUUGAGAAUGAAAAACCUUCACUCGAAAAUCAUUUUCGUGUAUUAGAAAUGAUAAGUAACGAAGAAGUUUAAGAAAAUUAUUAUUUUAAAGGUGGAUCUUGCACUUUUGUGGACAACGGUCCUAGAAUGUCAUUUCUGCAGCAGCUGUUGUUUUGUCUGUUAGAUGGUAAAGCGGUUAUUUCUGAAGAAUGAUAACAUGUCAGCCGUAAUUAUAUCAUGUCAGCUGCCAAUAAUGACAACAUGGUGACUCUAAAAGCAUAUUUUUUCUUAAUACAACUCGAGGAAGCAGGUUCACACUGUGAUAUUUUAAGACCAUGAUCACCAUCUUAGAUUUAAAAUGGCUUAUUCAUUUUAAUGAGGCUGCUGUCAUAGCCCCCAUUGUUGAGUGAUUUUUUUAAAAGGCAGUUGGAUGAAAAUGAUAUUUUACAUUCCACAUCUACAGUAAACACUUUAAAGGAAGGUAUCGAAAAAAAACUUUUCCUUGUCAGUUGAUAUUUUGGCUCCUGCUUGUAAAGGAAAUAAUAAAAUAUUUAACUGACUACUUUGAAGUUUACAGGUGUCUUAAUUUUGAGGUUACCAUUGCUUUCAAUUAUUAAAUGGAUGAUGUAGUCAGGUUUUAUUUUUAAUCAACUAAGUAAAAAACGCAAAAAGGGGUGUAUAUGAAAGAGGCAAAUGUGUGGUAGGCAUUUCAUAUUCGAGGAUGGUAAGAAGAAGAGUAAUGAGCUGCCCUUCUCCUACAAUUCAGGUAAGCCAUAGUGUAGUCACCAGUUAUUAAGCUAAAGUUAAGUUUCCCUUUUAAAAAUACUAGGGGGCUCGCCCCCGUGCUCGCUGCGCUCGCCAACCCCUGGGUUUGGUCAUCCGUAUAUAAAAUUUAAAGAGAUUGUUAUUUUCAUUCCAUUCAUUUUUUUAUUUCUUGAUAUUUGCCAGUAAUAAAGCUAUAGUGAAUGAGUUAUCUCCCCCCAAACCCCUAAGGGCUGCUUGUUCCGUGCUGCGUGAUCUGCAUGUUGUGCUGCGCGUUGUUCAUUUAAAAGCCUGUACAGCAGCUGUCCUUUUAUCUCACUUCUUUGUUUUGCGGGAUGUUAAAGUGUCUCCGAGAAUUUGUUUGUAAGUAGGGCGUGUCGUGUAAGUAGUCUCCUGGGACUUCAAAGUGUCUUCUGAGAAGAUCACGUCUCGUCUCCCUCCCAAGAUUUUUUUUUUAUAAUAGUUUAAUUCUACCAUUUCUCUCUAUCACUGUUUAUACCUUGUAAAUGUUAUUUUUUAACAAAAUCCUUGUUUAUAUUUUAUAUUAAUAAGACUGUAUGAAAUAGUUUUUGUUUUGAUAAAAUUAAUUACAUUGAUGACCUUUUAUUCAUCAGAAGAAAACUUCCUGUGCAUCAAAUACAGAGAUCUCUGUGUCCUUCAGAUGAGAUGUAAAACCGAGGUCCUGACUCUCUCUGGUCAUAAAAGAGCCCUGGGCUACCAAUGUAAAGAGCAGGGUGUAUCCCGAUGCUCGGGCUAAAUUGCCCACCACGGCCUAAUCAUUUUGGUCCCCUAAUUAUCACUGUCUCUAAUUGGCUAUCUUUCUCACCUCUUCACCACCUAACAGUUAAAGUGUGGUGAGUGUACUGGCGCAAUAAUGGCUGCCGUCACAUCAUCCAGGUAGGAGCUACACAUUAGUGGUGGUUGAAGUAGCUCCCUACUGACCGAAGUUCUCCAUGUAAGUAGUGAGAAAACCACUAUAUAAAUAUAAAGAAUUAUUAUUCACACCCUUAGUAAGUAAAAGCAAAAUGGUCUGUGAAAAAAAUGUCUUAGUUUAUUGAAAUCUGAAGUAUCUGUGGAGAUUCUGUUUGGAGGAAUGACCCCUUGGUAUGUGUUCUCCAACCUCAUUAUGUAUUAUAAGAGAAGGCAUAAAGCUGAUAUCGUGACAAAGGACGGUUGUACAAAGUAUUAAAAGAACAGAUGUCAAUAAUUGUGGCACACAUUGGAGAAAAAUAUUUUGUUUUAUGAGAAUUUUUUUUCCAUUCAAUUAUUUUACUUCAGUUAAAUCCUAGAUUUAAGUUAAUAUUUUGAAUGAAAAAUAAAGAGCAUAAACAAUUAAGACAUUUAUUCACAGUUUGCUUUUAUUUACCAAGGUUGCAAGUAUUAAUAAAGGGUGACAAUAUAUUUUUAUACACAAGUAAGCUUUUGUACACUGCUACUUUUGCCAAACAUAUGUUUGUGAUAUUGAAGCAAUUCUAUACUUAAUAUAUAGAAAAAGUUGAUGUACUAAAUUGAACUGUAGGAAAAGUGCUUAUUCUCAAAUAAAAUCAAGGCAACUUAUCCCUGGUCAAUCAAUUACAUUCCACCGAUUACACCCUUUAGGCAAGUUCCAUCCAUCCAUUUUCCAACCCGCUGAAUCCAAACACAGGGUCACGGGGGUCUGCUGGAGCCAAUCCCAGCCAACACAGGGCACAAGGCAGGGAACCAAUCCCGGGCAGGGCGCCAACCCACUGCAGGACACACACACAAACACCCACACACCAAGCACACACUAGGGCCAAUUUAGAAUCGCCAAUCGACCUAACCUGCAUGGCUUUGGACUGUGGGAGGAAACCGGAGCGCCCGGAGGAAACCCACGCAGACACGGGGAGAACAUGCAAACUCCACGCAGGGAGGACCCGGGAAGCGAACCCAGGUCUCCUUACAGCGAGGCAGCAGCGCUACCACUGCGCCACCGUGCCGCCCCCUUUAGGCAAGUUUUAAAACCUAUUAGGCUAUAGUUAAUAGUUUCAUUGAAAGCUUAAUAUAAAUUCAUUGAACAUAGAAAGUACAGGGACAAAUGUCAAGUGAUGUUGCCCUGCCUUGUUUUUAUACUUUAAAGGUUAUAAUGAAACUUAGGCUUGCAAACUUGGCCCCUAUGUGUGUGCCCAAAUGCUGCUCUUAAUACUAUUUUGCUUUCCGUUGAAUGUGGUACACUAGUGUGAGGUUUUAAAACCUUUAAUUUAUGUCUAUUAUUAAAUAUAAGAUGAUGUUCAGCAGUUAUGGACGUGUGCCCUGCCAUUCUGCUGCAUCUUUCCUGAAAUCAUUUAAACAAGUGUAGGAAAAAAGGGCAGCAGAGAGACACAGCUCUGCCGCCUUAAAACACUUGAAAGCUGGAUUCUAAGACCAGUCCUGUCAUUGUCGGUUGAUUUGGUAUGCUCUCCUCGUAUCUGCAUUAGUUUCUGCUAAUGUUCUCUUUUUCUACCUCUUCCCAAAGAUGUCCAUGUUAGGUUAGCUGGUACCUGUAAAUUGGUCCUGUAUUCUGGCAUCUUGUCCACCAUUGACUCCUGCCUUGAGUAUGAUCUCACUGGUAAAGAAGCUUCCUAUAUUAUUUAGAAAAUGGAGAAAUUGGUGUUUAAAGUAGUAGGAUUUAUGUUGGAAUGUGAAGUUUAUUUUCAUUGUAGAUAUUUUGUCUUCCCAGAAAGAGGUUGUAUCAGUUUGUUUUGAUUACAAUGUGUUUUAACAGAGUAAUUACUAAAGCUACCAAACACCUUCAUUGCUGUAUUAUUGCAAAUUUGUUCAGUGAAUGUGUUUAAGUCUUCCACCAAAAUCUAAUAUUAAUAAAAGCCACCUGAGUAAAUA